AUGGCGGAGUUAUUUCUAAUUAUUUGUGGUGAGUAUUAAACAUUAAAUGACAUUUAUUUGUGAGCUGUAUGUAACUGAUAAUACUGGUAGUUUUUUAUUAUUAUUUGGAUGUGCAGAAGCAACAAAUUUCUGUCUGAAAAAUUGUAAAUUUCAAAAAUAUUAACGCAAAUUUCUUUUAAUAACUAAAACAUUUACAGCCUUUAGUUAUGAAAAACUCUUCAAACUUAAUCUUUCAGCUUGAGUUGUUAACUUUUGAGUAAAAAAAGAACUAUUCAUGACAGUAAUCUACAACUUAAAUCUUUUAAUUCCUCGCUUUAAGUAUAUUUGUAAUUUGUUGUAUUGAUAAAGUCCCUGUAUUUACUUCUUGUAUUCGAUUUGUAGUAAGGUAUGACUAUGGGCUCUAUGCAUCGAUCCUCUACUUCCUGAAUUAAAGGCUGCUCCUCUAUUUCUUGUCUUCCAUGAUUGGACAAACUGAUUAAUCCAGGUGUGUCUGAAUAAUCGCAAUGAUCAGGCACACCUGGAUUAAUUAGUUUGUCCAAUCAUGUAAGAAAGGGAAUAAAUGAGCAGCCAUAAAUUCAGGAAACUGUUUCUGUUGAGUUCAAAUACCGAUCAAUCAGAUUGAUCAGAGUUCUGUCCUCUUUCCUCUGCAGCUCUGAUCUCCUCGUACAGUGCUGCAGAGUUAGAGUACUUCAAUCAGUCCGAAAUCCUCACCUGGGAUGAAGCGAGGAGCCACUGCCAGGUGUGUUUGAAAAAAGAAAGGUUCAUGAUUUCAAAACAGCCUUUAAAUUACAGGUUUUCAAAUUAGCAAAUUUAUUUGUUUUUAAAGCUCCUAUAAGGAGUUUUUUCACAUUCAUAAACUAGACUAAAAUUUAUCUUGCUGCCUGUUUGUGAUUUACAAAAUCAAACAAGACGAUCAGAGACAAGACUUGAGAUUUUUAUAUCCUUAUAUUUAUUGUCUGAAAUAAGUGGGUAGGGGGGUGGAUCUGAAUUCUGCAUCCGAAGAAACAACCCAGAUUUUACAAUUUCCACUUUAAAUAUCCACAAUAAAUACUAAAUCCGACUGUCAGAUGUCAGCGGGAUGAGAUAUGUUGUAAUAAAUAACUUUUCACACAAACCAAAAGUUCCUCAUUUGAGCUCUGGGGCUGUUUCUUCGGCUAGUUGGCGAACACCUACCCCCUCGCACCCACAGAUGGUAUAUAAGUGGAUGUGUGUGGUCGCCUUAGGUUAGCUACAGAUGUCCCGUAACUUCCUGCUUACUUCCUCUCAGAUCUGUUUCAAAGACUUGGCGACCUUGACGCCUCAAAACACCAGAAACAUUACAGAUAAAGUCUCGACUGACUCCUGGAUCGGCCUUCGAAAGAACUUCAACUCAACCAGCAACAGUGAUGAAGACGGUUACUCCAGCAACUCCACCAGCAACAACGCCACCAACAGCAGCAUCCUUAUGCCCUGGUCCCGCUGGGCCAAUGGGGACCCCCUCACCUUCCAGAACUGGUACCCUGGUUGGCCUGUUUUUAAGAAGCCCCCUCCUCCAAGAGAUUGCUGCAGCUGCUCCUGCACGUGCCCGGCGACAACAACCCCAAGAACGACAACCGCCGCCUACUUCACAGACUUCACGACCCCUGGUGUGACCGGCUCUGGCAGAGUUGAGGAAAACACACAAGGAGAUGUGACAAACUACGCUAACUCAUCGACUGAUCAAACUAUGACCGAUGUGUAUGCAUUCAGCGUGUACGACACUACAAAUGAGACACUUUCCACUGAUUCCACAAACAUCCCCAAACGAAAGGCCCCGGGGUUUACCACAAGUCCUCCCACGAUGACUUCCGCGCCGCCGAUAGAGUCCGAGUGCGUGCGAUCGCCAAUGCUGACCCCUGAUAUCCCAGACUCUGAGGACGAGAACUACAUCGAGGACUCGUGUGUGGCUGUGCUGAGCUUCGGGGCGUGGAUAGAGAAGGAGUGCUCCGAGCGUCUUCCUUUUAUAUGUUAUGACGGUAAAACUGCCUCAUCAGUUUCAGUCCAUCCAAUAAUUAUUGAUCCAAAUGACCCGGCUUUAUCCGCUGAAACAAACGAACCUUUUAUUCCCAGAACGCUUCGUAGGCGAAGUCAAUGUGACCAACGUGACGACCACCAGCGCCAGCCUCAAAUGGCCGAAAGGUCCUGGUAACAUCAGCCACUACCGUGUGGAGGUCAACGGUCAAGAGGAGCCCACGGACAGACUGACUAAUGUGACCUUUGACCUUGAGGAUCUGACAGGAGGAAACCUCUACUCAGUGCAGGUGUUCCCUGUCAAGUGCGAGAGAGACCUCAACCCCCAAAAAGUCGACUUUUACACCAGUGAGUUUUCCUGAAUUUGUUUGUGACUCCGUUUUCUUCCCGAUGUUUUAUGAUUAAACUGAAACUAAUGCGUCAAUAAACGGGUUUAAAAAAGGAAGUAUCUUGUCUGUCUUUCAGCGCCAAACAAAGUCAGAAACCUCACCGCUGCCAAAAUGACUGAAACCUCCAUCUUCCUGAGCUGGGACAAACCGGAUGGAAAGGCAGAUUUGUAUGUCGUGAAGUGGCUGGAAGAGGAGACUGAAACUUCCACAGAGGGUGUGGAGGUCGAUGGUUUGACACCUGGAAGUCUCUACAACUUCACUGUCAUCGCCGGAGUCAAAGAUAAAUCCGAAUGGAGCGAAGAAUCCAGGAUCAGCCAAUACACCAGUGAGUUUCUGUCUCAUUGUUUCGCUUAAAGGGAUAUUCCGCCAUUAAAACUAAUCUACGCCUGAAUAUUACAGUGUGUCAAACAUACUGUAACACCGAGUUAGACACCCCCUCGAGGGAUGAAUGUUGCGGACUGCUUGCUUCUCUAGUUAUACCAACUUUAGUAACGACCACAUGAUAGCAGUACACAGCAGUCUGAGGAGCCAUAAACAAACCUCAACCAAAACGCCACAAAUAAUACUCAGAACAGCACCUAACUUCAUCAACAGUACAUACAGGGUCACAGCCAUAGUACUAGCCACCAAACAUCUUUUUAACUUUGCCUAAUUUCUUUAAACACAACUCACCUACUCUCUUCCAGCAGCCGCUUGCUUGUUUGUAGUGAGACCUCGGGCCAGUCCAUUACGGACUGCAGUGGGGUGACACAGCUCAAGGAAGAACAUUUAUGAUUAUUACUUCAUGGAGAUGCAAUCAGACCGAGAUGCUAAAGCAGAAGAACUACCGCGUCUGCAGUGCAAAAUGAUUAAUAUAAUAAUUAUUACUUCAAGGAAAUGAUAAAGAAAUUAUCAUAAAUGUUCUUCCUUGAGCUGCAUCACCCCGCAGCAGUCCAUAACGGACUGGCCCGAGCUCUUGCUACAAGCAAGCGACUGCUGGAAGAGAGUGGGUGAGUUGUGUUUAGUCUCUUUGCUAAAGAAAUCAGGCAAAGCUAAAAAGAUGUUUGGUGGCUAGUACUAUGCCUAGGACCCUAUAUGUACUGUUGAUGAAGUUAGGUGCUGUUCUGAGCAUUUGUGGCUAUAGAGUGGUGUUUUAGUUGAGGUUUGUGUAUGGCUCUUCAGACCGCUGUGUAUUACUAUCAUGCGGUUGUUACUAAAGAUGGUAUGACUAGAGAAGCAAGUGGUCGGCAACAUUCACCUCUCAAGGUGACGUCUAACUUUGUGUUACGGUGUGUUUGACCCUAAAUUAAUUAUAUGCGGGAAUAUCCCUUUAAAGAGAGUUACGAUAUCUCACAGGAGCUUUGUUUGUCUUUUCUCUACAAACCUAUAAAAAAAUUUUGAUUAGGGUCGGUAAACUGAUUUUUUUUUGUCAUAUUUCUUCAUCCAUCUUCUCUUUUAGGACCUGGGAAAGUGUCCAACCUGAGGGCGUCUGAAAACACAAACACCUCUCUGUGGCUUCAGUGGGAUCCACCCAAAGGAAACAGCUUGAGUUACUUAGUGAUGGCUGUGGACAGUGACAAUAAUGAGUGGGUGAUUGUAGACAACAAAGUGAACACAUGUUACAGUGGUAUGUGUGUUUGAAUGGGUGAAAUCUCUGUCUCUCUGUACAGCACAUUAGUGGACCCUAAAGUGGUGGAACAGACUAAAGUGGAAUUGACGGGUCUGCCACAGGGAACCAAGAUAACUCUCAGCGUAAGAGCACUGGUCGGUGACACCUUGAAGGGAGCUGAAGUGACCAUCCAGAGCUACACGAGUAACUAUGAGAUUACACUUUCACAUUUUUCACCUGGUUGUUGAUCAGAGUGGACUAAAAACCCUCCUGCUACUUUGAGUGUCACUAAUCUGACUCUGCUGAUCCUCCAAAGGUCCAGAGCCGAUUUCCAACCUGAUUUUGACACCCGAUGACCACUCCCUGUCUGCCACCUGGAACCCUCCCCAGAGUAAUUAUUCAUCUUUCAACAUCACGCUGACGUUUAAUGGUAGCGUCGUGGACACGGAAUACGACCUAACAAAGCCAAGUGAGACGUUUAAAGACCUGAUGAGUGCAGCUGAUUACACAGUGACUGUUUGGGCUGUUAGUGGAUCCUUCAAAAGCCCACCAGUGACCAAAUCCAAAUUCACCUGUGAGUCCUUCAUCUGUUGGAUAUCUUUUUAAGUUGUUUGUAUAAAAGAAUAAAAACAUGGGUUGCAUUCAGACAAAUCACCACCUCCUUUCCUCUUGCUUCUCUUUUUUUCAGUGCCGAAGCCCCCUACUGAUCUGAAGGUCACCAUGACAGAAAAAAACAAACUCUCGUUCGAGUGGGAUGCACCCAGCGGGACGGCAUCAAAUACAUAUAUGGUCAAUAUCAGCUCCAGCUUCUGGGGCGAAAGCUACCCUCAAACUGUGAAGGACCAAACCAGCCACACAUUUGACGGCUUGAGAUCUGGGACAAGUUACAAAAUCGAAGUGCGAACAGAUGCAGGCGGGACAUUCAGUUCACCAGUUACUGUGUCCCGUUUUACAGGUGAGAAUCCAAGACCCAAAACAUGACACAAACAAAACAUGAUUAAUUUUUCUUAUUUUCUGGUGAUAAAAAUCAUUAAUAUCUACUUUCAAGUUCAGCACAAAAACAACACAGAAAUUCAAAUAGUUUCUUAAAAGUCAAAAUGUUUUUUAAAUUAUUUUCUGAUAAUAAAAAUCACGUAUGUCUUCUUUCAAGGACUGCACAAAUUUAAAAAAUAAUAAUGAUAACAAUAAUAAUAAUAAUUAUUAUAAUAAAGAAAUAAAUGAAUAAAUAAAUAACAGCACACAAGUCCAAAAAGUUGCCAAAAAGUCAAUUAUUAUUUUUUUUGUGUGUGUGUUAAAAAUCAUUUAUGUCCACUUUCAAGUACUCAAAAAAAGGAGUCCAAAUAGUUUUUAAGUCAUUUUUUUUUCAAUUUUCUGAUAAUAAAAAUCACGUCUUCUUUCAAGUGCUGCAAAAAAAAAAAACAGCACAGAAGUCCAAAUAGUUUUUUAAAAUUCAAAAUAUUUUUUUUUACUUUAUGAUAUUAAAAAUCAUUUAUGUCUACUUUCAAGUACUGCAAAAAACAACAACAAAAAAACAGAAAUCCAAAUAUUUUCUAAAAAGUCAACAUGUUUUUUUUAUUAUUUCUGAUAAUAAAAAUCAUUUGUGUCUACUUUCAAGUACUGCAAAAAAAUAAAAAUAAAAACAAAUAAUUAAAUAAUAAAAAUUAAAUACAGCCUAGGAGUCCAAAUAGUUUCUAAAAAGUCAAAAGGUUUUUUAUUUUUUUUUAUUUUCUAAUAAUAAAAAUCAUAUAUGUCCUCUUUCAAGUACUGCAAUAAUAAUAAAUUUAAAAAAUCAUAAUGAUAACAAUAAUUAAUAAAUGAAUAUUAUGUUAAAAAUCCUUUAUGUCUACUUUCAAGUACUGCAAAAAAAAAAAACCGAAAACAAAAAAAAACAGCACAGAAGUCCAAAUAUUCUCUAAAAAGUCCAAAUUCAGAUUUUUUUUUAAACGUCCAAUUAGUUACCCUUCAUUUACUCAUGAAAUCUGGUUCUCCCAGAGUUAGAGUCAGCCUGAUGUUUCCUUUCAAGUUCAUCCUUAUCUUAUUCAAAAGUUAUAAGAAAACAAACUUAAAUGUUUAUAUUGAUGUACCUGAACUCAAUCCCAGUGAGACUAACCCUCAAAAAUAUUCAAAUUUGAUGACAGAUAACUGAAAUAGUUCGAGGACUCUUGUAUCUUCAGACUGUUGGAACUUUCUAUAAAGCCUCAGUGAGGAGGUUUUUUUACAUUUAUGAAAGAGGCUUAAAGUCACAUUGAAUCAAAGUCUACCAAACUAAAACUAUAAGACAUGAAAGUCACUGACAAAUAAGUAUUUUAUAUUUUAAAGUAUUGGAGUCAAGGUACAAGGGUAAAAAAUAAUUCAUAAAUACAAGGAAGUUCAUUAAAAGUUCAUGAGUGUGUAUAACUGGUGACCGAAGCAACACAAAUAAACUGCAAAUAACACAUUAAUGGUGUGCCUUUUAACAUAUCUCCUCAUUUGAAUUUUACAGCAUGAGCUUCCUCAUUCUGACUUCCUCUUUGUUUGUUCCUCAGUGCCUGAAACAAGAGAGGUCAGUCUGUCCAUGUUAUGCUCAUCUCCAGAAAUUCUCCUCUGCGAUAAAAAAGACACGAGGGAAAGUGUUCUCAGACAGGUACGUCAGUAAUCACAUGAACCAAAAUACAGAAAGUCGCGUGUUUUCAGCGUGUUUUCUUCAUCCGUGCGUGUCUUUUUGUUUCAGUUGGAGGCAUUCCUCGAGAGAGAGCUGGGAAGAGAAGUUUUCUGGGAGCUGGAGAAGUAG
Xyrichtys novacula (pearly razorfish) is the source of this 6736-nucleotide messenger RNA. NCBI's taxonomy places the organism in Eukaryota, Metazoa, Chordata, Actinopteri, Labriformes, Labridae. The record is from the annotation of a GenBank genome assembly.